Micromonas commoda is the source of this 1953-nucleotide messenger RNA. RefSeq lists its product with no specific name. The transcript has a single exon. The record is from RefSeq and is a predicted model, not a curated record. Gene Ontology annotation, cellular component: nucleus. Gene Ontology annotation, molecular function: protein binding. Lineage: Eukaryota; Viridiplantae; Chlorophyta; Mamiellophyceae; Mamiellales; Mamiellaceae. The coding region runs from base 1 to 1953 and encodes 650 amino acids.
AUGGCGUCGGAAGACCCCGUCAUCGAGGCCGACGCGGAUGGAGACGACCGCGUACCUCCGCACGACCGCCCCGGGUCGAACGAAUCCUCCGUCCACGUCGGCGUCGACGCGGGGGCGAACGACGAAGACGUCGAAGACGAGGACAGCGUCGACGGGUCCGAUGAUGAGUCCGACGCGGGCUCGGGCUCCGAGGAUGCCGGCGACGACGAGGGUUCCGUCUCGGACGAGGCGGCGGACGAUGCGAGCGACACCGACGAUGCGAACGUCGCCCCCGCGUCGAUCCCCCAAACCCCGGAUCCGCCCCCAAAGACCCCGCCCGUCCGGGGCAACACGCUGGACUCGCGCGCCAUCUUCGCGAGGUGCCGAGCGACCGACGCGGCGGAGUGCACGCACGCGACGUGCUCCGGCGGCGACUUCGCCCGCCUCGGUCCCGCGCGCGACCUCGCCAUCUUCGCGGCGCACCUCGUCGUGCUCGACGUCGGGGAUAACGCCCUGGGACGAGACGCGGACGUUCUCCCGGUCCACCCCUUGGCCAUCCUCGCGACGUCGCUGCCAAAGCUGCGAAGGCUCGCGGCGCCGUGCAACGCGUUUGAGAACCUUCCGUCCGCCGCGUCCAUCGCGGAAACCGCCGGGGGACUGCGCAAGCUCGUGGAGCUCGACCUAUCGUACAACUCCCUCGACUCCUCCGCGCUGGCGCACCUCGCGGGGCUUCCCAGGCUCGUGACGCUCAACCUCGCGGGCAACCGCGUCGACCGAGUCUUCGUCGAAUGCGACACACAAUCGACAGACAAUCGACAUUCCUCGACGAUCGAAUCCGCGGGCGUCCCUCGCUCUCGCGCGCCCGCGUUCCCGGCGCUGGAACGUCUGGACCUCUCGGACCAGUCCCCGCGGAUGAGCGCGUUGGGAGAUCCAGCCGCCGCGUGCGCCGGCGCGUUCGCGCCAAACCUCCGGGUGCUGAACCUGGCCGAUAACGACGUCGGCGACUUGGACCCGCUUCGUCGGCUGUACGAGUCGACGCGGCGACUGCGGGAAGUUGGCGCGAGCGGGAACCCCGUCGCGGCGCGCGCGAUCGCGGCGGCGACGCGCGACGCGUUCGACGCGGACGACGGGUACGGUCUAGGGUUUAGGGUUCCGGACGUGACGGACGUGACGGGCGCGAUGGACGUGACGUCGCCGAGGGCGCGGGGUCGCGGCGCGCGUUCCAAUCGGUUCGCGCAGUGGACUCGCGACGCCGUGGAGGUGCACGCGGAUUCGUUCGUGUCGGUUCGAAGGUGCGAGCUGGGGGGUAAACGCACGCUGGCGGUGCCCCUCGGUGGGUUCAACUCGUUCGGGAAGGCGAUCGGUCGAUGCGCGGUGAUGCUCACGGCGCCGAGCGAAAGGGAAGAGGCGUAUUUUUUUGGACCCGAGCUCGCGACGGAGGUUUCCUUCGAGGUCGAGGAGGACGACGAGACGUUUCUAUUCGGAGGAGAAACGGCUGGCUCGACUCGAAACGCCAUAGACGGGCGGUACUCGCCGUACGCCACGAGCACCUCCGACUCGAGCGCCUCGAACGCAUCGCCCGACGCCGUCGUCGACGCCCGGCCGGGGAGUCCCACCGCUCGGCUCGCGAGGGCGUUACGGGUUUCGGACGACGACUCGCAUCACCGAACGGGCGUUUUCAGUAACGCAUCCGAGGCGUACAGGUCCCUGAAACGCGCGCUCGCCAAGCCCGGGGUGGACGAGCGGGACGUGCGGGCGGCGCUGCGGGGGGACGCGUCGUGGGCGCCGACGGCGGCGAGGGGCACGGCGGCGACUGACGCUAAAAAAAGCGACGGGCCGAGGAAGAAAGCCAUACUGGAACUCAUAGACGCGGAGGAGGAGAGGGCGAGGGCGGCGUCGAGGGACGUGGGGAUGAACAUGGGCUCGAGGCUCGGGCGCGUCGACGACGUGCUCGCGCGCCUGGCGCGCCUGUGA